Ilyonectria robusta is the source of this 1225-nucleotide messenger RNA. RefSeq names its product peptidase S8/S53 domain-containing protein. The record is from RefSeq and is a predicted model, not a curated record. The transcript has a single exon. Gene Ontology annotation, molecular function: serine-type endopeptidase activity. Gene Ontology annotation, biological process: proteolysis. NCBI's taxonomy places the organism in Eukaryota, Fungi, Ascomycota, Sordariomycetes, Hypocreales, Nectriaceae. Bases 71 to 1057 code for a protein of 328 amino acids.
CAGAUCUAUAUCGACCGAUCAAUGGUUUGAGAAGCUCAAAGAUGUGCACACGAACCUCAACCGAGAUCGAAUGGAUGAGCUGAGCGAAGACGAGGUCGAGGACCUCGUAAAGGUUGCUGUCCUAGACACAGGCGUAGAUCUGACGCACGAAGCGUUCAAGGAGUUUGUGGAAAAUGGCCAGCUAGAUGCCGGAUAUGACUUUGUCAAUCGUGGCCAGCUGAUGACCGACCUCGAUGGACAUGGGACACACUGCUGCGACCUGGUUUUCAAGACUGCUUCUUAUGCGAGAGUCUAUCCUUUGAGAGUCUUUAGGUCGAGCAAACGAGAGGACACAACGCCAGCAUUGGUAAAAGAAGUACAUCAGUCUCUUGAGUACUCGUCUUUCGAUGCAGGAUACAUGCUGAUAAUUACCUCGCAGGCCAUCUAUUACGCUAUUGAGACAUUAGAUGUGGACAUCAUCUCUAUGUCUUUUGCUUUUGAGGAAGAAGAGCUAGCAAUCAAAGACGCAUUGUACAACGCAAAGAAAAAGUCAUUGAAGCCCGUCCUUAUGUUCGCGGCGGCAUCAAACAACAGGGCACUACAGCACCAGCCGAUUGGGUACCCAGCCAGGGUGAAUGACCGGGUCAUCUGUGUCAACUCGUCGACCGUCCAAGACGAGAAAUCGAGUUUCAGCCCUCGUGGGAUUCCCGGAUGGCCGAAUAUCAGCGCAAUUGGCGAGAACGUCCUCGCUGCAUGGCCAACGUCGAGGAGUGGGCCGUGGAAGCGAAUGAGCGGAACAUCCUGUGCGACACCCAUCGUGGCCGGAGUCGCUGCUCUCAUACUGGAUUUCUCCAAGAAAGACAUACCGGAACUCAGAAAUCAGCACGGCUGGAAUGCACGCAAGGCUGAACUCUGGGAGACGUUGGGGAUGCGGAGUGUGCUCAGGAGGUGCUUGACGGACGAAUACAAGGAUGAGAAAUACAACUUUCUGAGGCCGUGGAAGUUGUUGACAGAGCCGGAACAUACCAUCGCAGUCCGGAUUGAGGAAGCUCUCAAGUUUAAGCACCACUGGGGAUGAGGCUGAAUUCAGGACUUGAUGCGCGACUGAGCUCAGCCUCUCACCUGCUACGCGCUGGCAGAGAUGAACAGAAGAAGAGAAGAAGCAGGCAUACUAUGCAGCAAGCAAGCGAUGUUACAUUGCCAACCUGAACCACGCAGCCCGAUUGGUUAUGAACGACGUGCAGGA